Molecule: messenger RNA, 1954 nt
Organism: Argiope bruennichi
Lineage: Eukaryota; Metazoa; Arthropoda; Arachnida; Araneae; Araneidae
Exons: 3
Coding region: 1-1599 (532 amino acids)
Source: RefSeq, a predicted model, not a curated record
AUGGUUGUUCUCUACCCUGUGCGCUUUCUGUGCACUUUUCUGCUAGAGUAUUCUCAAAUAAAGACGGUAUUACUCAAAAAAAGCCGGCUUUACGAGAUAAGAUCACCAUCUGCAUAUAAAUUCCUAAGACAAAGUGGAUAUUUGGUUCUGCCUCAUCCAAAUACUAUAAAUCAUCUGUGUUCAAAGUAUAAUGUAAGCCCACAAUUAGAACAGCUAGAUUCAUAUUUUUUGUUGUACAUAAAACAGAAAUUUAAAUAUUUGCAGGAGAAAGAUAAAAUUGUGACUUUAUUGCUAGAUGAAGUUCACAUAAAAGAAUAUUUUGAGUAUAAAGGGGGUUGUGUAACGGGCAUGUCGUGUGAUUCUGAAGCUUCUGCUUCUAGUGCCCAAGUUUUUAUGGUCAAAAGCAUUGCAUCCCAGUAUAUUGUUCAUGUUCUGCCAGUGCAUUCCAUAUCAGGGGAAAUUUUGCAUGAAUUUAUUAAGAAAAUCAUUAUUGGAUUGGAAGGUAUUGGGUUUACAGUUAUUGGUAUUAUUACUGACAAUAAUUCAGUUAAUAGGAAAGCUGUUGGACUUUUUAUUGAUCCGCUAGAAUUAUCUUAUUGUUAUUCUCAUCCAGUUAAUAAACAAAGACCACUGUUCUAUGUUGUAGACCCUGUUCAUUUGUUCAAGUGUAUGAGAAACAAUUGGUUAAAUCAAAAAAAUGAUGGGAAAUGUUUCUUCUAUCCUAAUUUUGAUUUGGCUCCUGAGGUAAAAGAUAUAGCUAACUUUAAAACAGCUCGAUUUUCAACUAUAAGAGAUUUGUACAACUUAGAAUCGGAUAGCUUAGUUAAAUAUGGUUUUAAAUUAAGUCUUAAAGCACUUGCUCCAUCAAACAUGGAAAGGCAAAACGUUCAGUUGGUUUUGAGUAUUUUUAAUGAACAUGUUGCAGAAGCUCUUGUUGAAUUAGGAGAAAGAGAAAAUUUAAUCUAUUCUAAGGAUACGUCUGAGUUUUUAAAAAUCAUUAUUACAUGGUGGCAAAUUGUUAAUGUUAAAACACCGAAUAAAGGUAAACGCUUAAACAAUAGGUAUCAGGAGCCAUUCACUUUUGAUAAAAAGGACAUUAAGAUAUUAUUUUUAGAGAAAUUUUUAAAAUGGCUUGAUAAUUGGGAAGACAUGAAAUUUAAUACUGGGACAUUUACAAAAGAAACAAGGACUGCUUUAGUUUUAACUACCAAAGCUUUAAUAGAAAUUUCAUCUUAUUGUAAAGAUAAUUUUAAAAUGAGUUAUAUUCUCCCUGGCAAACUUCAAACAGAUGACUUGGAAAGUAGGUUUGGCUGUUAUCGCAGAUUAGCAGGUUGCCAAUACAAUAUUUCAACACAGCAACUCUUUGAAUGCGAAAAAAAAUUAAGAAUUCAGUCUUUGUUGAAACUGUCCGUUCCCAGCAAAUCUUUCGGCACCUUUAAAAUUACAAAUUUUGAAACAGAUGAUAUCUUUCCGGAUUAUGAUCCAAGCUCUUCAAUUGCUUUCAUCGACCUUAAAGUAGAACCAACAGACAUUUUGAAUUUGCAAGAAAGCCUUCCUGUUUUGAUGUAUCUUGCAGGGUAUUGUAUUUUUUCUGUUUAAAAAAAAUCUUACUGCCUGCAAAUAUUUACAUCAGUUAGAUAAAGAGAUAGAAUUAUCCCCAGAACAUGAAUAUUUAAAAAAUUUGGAUAGGGGUAAACUUUCUUUCCCGUAAGAACAUAUUUUAAAUGCAGUGCUCUAUAAUUUUACAGUAUUUUAAAAAAAUAUGCGACGAAUAUGAGUCUGAAUUCCUAAAACUUCGCGAUCAAAGAAAAAUAGUUUCUUGCCUUACAUAUUCUAUUCUAGAAGAAAAUGAAUUCUGUGAUAGUGGAGCAUGUGAUGAAGGUCAUCAGUUUAAUUCCAUUAUCUGGAAAGUUGUUUGGUGCUCCACAAAUAUAUUUUUAAAUAAUUAUGUUAA